Molecule: messenger RNA, 2582 nt
Organism: Mytilus trossulus (common blue mussel)
Lineage: Eukaryota; Metazoa; Mollusca; Bivalvia; Mytilida; Mytilidae
Product: exocyst complex component 5-like
Exons: 18
Coding region: 43-2190 (715 amino acids)
Biological process (GO): Golgi to plasma membrane transport; exocytosis
Cellular component (GO): cytoplasm; exocyst
Source: RefSeq, a predicted model, not a curated record
UCCCCUUGGGCACUGAAAAAAGUUGGAAAAAAGUACAUCGAUAUGUCUCAUCAAGUGUCCUUAGAAGAACUAGAACAGGAGCCAUUUGAUGCGCAUGAAUUUGUCGAGAGAAUAGCAUGGAGAACAAUUCACAAUAGAGACCAGGCACAGUUUAAUCCAAUGCUUCUACAUACAGCUUUUGAAAAGAUGAUUAAAGAUCUGGAGGGAAAAAAUUCACAAAUAGAAAAGAAAAUUGAAAAAUUAGAAGAAAAUUGUAAAGACGAGGAAAAACGUCAUUGGCAUAGAGUAGCUGAACUUCAAAAGAAAAACCAGUCAACAUAUUCCCACUUCCAAGUUUUAGAUGAGAAGAUAAACUUAGUAGCGACCAAAGUAGUACACUUGGGAGAUCAACUAGAAGGUGUAAAUAAUCCCAGAGCCAAGGCAGUCGAGGCUAAAAAGUUGAUGAGCUACAUGUCAGAAUUUUUAUCUGAUGGUCCACCUAAAUCAGAUCUCUUCACAGACCCUGCCAAGUUGGAGCAAGCUGCAGACAUCAUACAGAAAUUAUACCAUGUGGCAUUAGAAUUACCAUCAAAUGAAAGUUAUGACAAUGCAAGAAAGAAGAUUUGGGACAAAUACAAUAACAUUGAGAGUGAAUUGAUUAAGGAAUUUACAAAGGCUCACACUGAAGGGGAUAAGAAGAAAAUGAAAAGGGUUGCUAUGGUUUUAUCUAAUUUUAAGGGAUAUGGCCAGUGUAUUGAUGCAUUUAUUGAAGAAGCUCAGAGGAAUGCAUUCUACAAAGCAGACCUGUUUGAUGAUAUUGUACCAUGUUGUAGUAGAACUAAUGAACUUAUAACAGAAGUGUUCAGUAAUCAUGAUGCUGUCAUGGCAAAGUUUGUACAGAAUAUCUAUCACAAUAAAUUACAGAAAUACAUUUAUUCCAAACUUGACAAUGAAAUAGAUCCUGAGGUUUACUUAGACAGCUUGUAUAAACUGUACACCAGAACAAUCAAGCUAUCAGAAGAAUUGUCACAAUUCAAAAUGGGAAACGACAGUCUGUUCCUGGCUAAACUUACUAAAAGUAUUUUCCACAAACAUCUUGAUGCUUAUAUUGGGUUUGAAACAAAGUACUUGAAAGAAAGAUGUGCUGCUCAUCUUCAACGUUAUUAUGAAGUGAAUGGCCACCAAAAGAAACAGAUACAAUCAGGCGGUAUAACAGAAUUACGUCGUGACUUACAAGCAAAGAUAGGUACAAUGACAAAGACAGGGAUUAAUAUAGGUCCAACGAUUGAGAAUUAUGGUGGGGAAACAUUUCUAUCACAGGAAGUUACGAUUAGUAUCCUACAGGAAUCAAAGAAUGCAUUCAAAAGAUGUCAUGUGUUAUGCACCCAUUCUGAUUUGGCAGGAAAUGCAGAGAAGAUAUUAUGUGUACUUAUACAGUAUUUAGUAUUGGAGCAUAUUGAUUAUGCUGUAGAACUAGGACUUCAAGCCAUUCCGUUACCAGAUCCUAAAAGUCAACCAGAAAUCUAUUUCUUUGAUGUAGUAGGACAGGCCAAUACUUUGUUUCAUCUAUUUGAGAAACAGUUUCAGGAUAGCUUGAUUCCACUAGUUCUGUCCUCACCCAAACAUAGCCUUUGUUUACAGAAGAGGCGACAGUUACGUGAACAGUUAGAGGGUAAGAUAGAUACUGGUUUAGAUAGAGCAGUGGCAGCUGUGGCAGGCUGGGUCAGAAAUAUACUGAGUGCCGAACAGAAGAAGACGGACUUCAAACCAGAAGAUGAUAGCGUACUAGGACAGAUGAACACACCAGCCUGUGCCAAAGUAGUGAAGUUUAUUUCAUCAAUAGCACAGACUAUACACUCCUAUUUAGAUGGGAAGAAUGUUGAAGUUGUGUUAACAGACUUAGGUACCAGAUUACACAGAGUUAUCUUUGAACAUCUUCAGCAGUUCCAGUAUAAUUCUUUAGGAGCAAUGUUAGUCAUCUGUGAUGUAAAUGAAUACAGAAGAAGUAUAAAAGACUUCAAGAUUCCUCUUGUGUUAGAAUUGUUUGAGAAGUUACAUGCUCUGUGUAACUUGUUAGUCGUGGUACCAGAUAACCUGAAACAGGUCUGCAGUGGGGAACAGCUGGUUGGUUUAGAUAAGCAAGUGUUGAUGGGUUUUAUACAACUUAGAUAUGACUUCAGGACAGCGAAACUGGCAAAUGUACUUAAAUAAGAACAACUUUGAUUAUUAAUUGAGUCCAGUAACAGUUGGUGCAUCAGACUUCAACCAUCUUUAGCAUAUGGGACAUACACAAGUGAAAUCAUUUAAGACUGUGAUGAAUGUCAGUUUAAGAAUGAAUGAUGUUUUAUUAAUGGAUUACAUUUUCAUUGCUAAGAAGAUGAAGAAAGGUAUUUCAUAUAUGUAUGGGGAAAGUGCAAUAAAUAUUAUCUGAGUCAUAAUUGUAUUUUAUUUCAUAACAAGCCUAAAUUUGUAUUUAAGUUUCAGGUUUGAUUACUGUUCACAAGAAUUUCACUUUUUGUAUAAAACUUGUAUACAUAAUUUUACUAAAAACUGUAUAUUGUGAACCUGUAAGAUUUAGGGAUAUCUCAUACAAAGGGAAGUAA